Messenger RNA from Trachemys scripta elegans, 2763 nucleotides. RefSeq lists its product as uncharacterized. Gene Ontology annotation, molecular function: RNA-DNA hybrid ribonuclease activity; nucleic acid binding; aspartic-type endopeptidase activity. Gene Ontology annotation, biological process: proteolysis. Lineage: Eukaryota; Metazoa; Chordata; Testudines; Emydidae. The record is from RefSeq and is a predicted model, not a curated record.
CAAAAGAAAGUCUGGUGGCUUUCCUACAGCGCAUUCGGGACACCAUCCGGCAGAGUACUUGUGCAGACCCAGACAAUCAGGCAACUGAGGCAAUUAUAAAGGGUAUCUUCACCAGCCGUGCGGCCCCUGAUAUUAAAAGGAAACUGCAGAAAAAGGAGGAUUUAAUGGGAAUGUCUAUGGCUCAGAUUUUGGAGACUGCAAAUAGGGCUUAUACCCUUAGAGAGGGAGAGAAGGAAAAAAGGCAAGUAAAAAUGAUGGUAGCGGCGGUGCAGGCUGGCGGCAGAGGAAGGUCACAGAAAGGUGAAAGGGGCCGGGGAAUGAGAGGCCAUGGAGGUGGGGGCCCGGGUCCCAGGUAAAGCGCCUGGGUUGCAACCAGUGUGCCAUAUGCCAAAAGGAGGGACAUUGGAAAAAUGAGUGCCCAGAAAGGGAAGGUACCCCUAUGAUGGCAGCGGAGGAUCAAGAAUAGGGGUGUCAGGGGAGACGGACCAUCCUGCCCCCGGAACCCUGAGUAAAAAUGCAGGUGGGAAAUUCAGAAAUGGACUUUUUAGUAGACUCUGGAGCGGCACGGACCGCUGUAAAUCAACCCCUUCAGCUGCCAGUGGCAGACUCCCUCACAGUGGUGGGUGCCACAGGGAAAGGAACUAAGUGCCCAGUGUAUGCCCCAGCGGAAUGUGCUUGGGGAAACAAAACUGUAUCUCACAAGCUGGUUUACCUCCCCGAUUGUCCAAUACCCCUACUAGGACAGGACCUGCUUUGUUGCUUAGGCGCCACCCUGCAUUUCACGCAAGAUGAUAUAACUCUUACCUUACCCCCCGAGAAUGCUUGGAUAAUGACCCUUGCAGUUGAACCCUCAGCCAUGCAAGCCCCAGAGUGGAGCCAGUGGGAGGACCAGGUGUAUCCCCUUGUCUGGGCAUCAGGGGUCCCAGGGAAGGCAACCCAUCAAACCCCUGUUCAUAUUCAGCUCCUCCCAGGAAAAAGCCCAGUGCGAAUCAAACGGUAUCUGAUUAAAAGGGAAGCCAGAGAGGGACUGCAAGAGACUAUAGAUCGGUUCCUAGAGUACGGUGUACUUCGAGAAUGCCAGUCAGCUUGGAACACCCCCAUUCUGCCCGUACAAAAGCCCAAUGGCACAUAUCGGCUGGUACAGGACCUAAGGGAAGUCAAUGAGUGGGUUAAGACUCUGCACCCCCUUGUUCUAAACCCGUAUACACUGUUGGCCUCUAUAGGGGGGCAGUAUACCCAUUUCUCGCUCCUAGAUUUAAAAGAUGCUUUUUUCACGAUUCCAGUCGACACCCAAUCUCAGGAGAUAUUCUCCUUCGAGUGGGAGGACAAACGGAGGGCUAAAAAGCAGCUUUGCUGGACAGUAUUGGCCCAGGGAUUUAAAAAUUCCUCCACUCUGUUCAGCCAGGAUCUGGCCAGAGACUUGGAGGAGUGGAAUAAUUCGGACAGAGUCCUCCUCCUGCAAUAUGUAGAUGACUUGUUAAUCUUGAAAAGGAAGUUGAUGGAAGCCCCAGCCCUGGGUCUGCCGGAUUUCUCUAAGCCGUUCCAACUGUAUGUGCAUGAAAGAAAAGGGGUAGCCCUGGGAGUGCUUACUCAGUUAUUAGGUGCCUGGAAACGUCCCGUAGCCUACUUUUCCAAACAACUGGAUCAAGUUGCCAAGGGGUGGCCGGCAUGCUUGCGGGCAGUUGCAGCCACUGCCCUAGUGCUUGGGGAAGCUGAAAAACUGAUAUUGGGAAGAACUGUGAGUGUAUAUAUUCCCCAUAUGGUCCAAGCCCUGCUGGACACUAAGGGUGGUCUCUGGCUCACCCAGGCUCGGGUUGCUCGGUACCAGGUGAAACUGUUAGAGAACCCUGAAGUUACCCUGCAAACCUGUCCCUCCCUUAAUCCAGCUACCCUGCUACCAGAAACAGAAAAGCAGGAACAUGACUGUCUGGAAAACAUAGAUGCCCAAUACUCCAGCCGCCCAGAUUUAAAAGAUCAACCACUCCCAAAUGCUGAUUUGGAAUGGUAUACCAAUGGCAGUAGUGCUGUUGUAGAUGGGCAAAGGAGGGCGGGUUAUGCUGUUGUGACCCUCCAUGAUACCAUGGAAGCUGAGAGUUUACCUGCUGGGACAUCUGCCCAGCUUGCUGAACUAGUGGCCCUGACUCGUGCACUCGAGCUGGCAAAAGACAAACGGGUUAAUAUCUUUACUGACUCAAAGUAUGCUUUUGGGGUAUUGCAUGCUCACGCUGGUCCGUGGAAGCAAAGGGGAAUGCUGACAGCCCAAGGCUCCCAGGUUAAGCAUGGGUCUCAAAUUCUCCAGCUUUUAGAAGCAGUACAACUCCCCUCAGCGGUAGCGAUGAUGCAUUGCAAAGCCCAUCAAAAGGAAGAUCAAGAUGUAACCAAGGGCAAUGCCAGAGCAGACAGGGAAGCCAAGCGCGCUGUUACCCUGAAAUCACCAACAGAGGAGAAUGCCCAAAUGCAUGCCCUCAUCCCAUCAGUAGGUGAGCUUGCAGCCCCUCAGUACUCCCAUGAUGACAGAAACCUGUCUGACAGGCUCGGUCUCCAGGAAAAGGAGUGAUGGCUUUAUUCCACAGAAGGAAAAAUCCUCCUGCCCAAGGGCCCGAUCCGACCAGUGUUGCAAAAACUGCAUCAGACCACCCACGCAGGCAGAGAGGCUCUUACCCAGCUUAUGAAUAAAUAUUUUCUAACCUCUGGACUUAAACCCCUAGCAUCCCAGGUACAGGCUGAAUGUUUAAUCUGCCAAAAGAAUAACCCUCGACCAGG